GUUUCAAAGCUCGGACGUAAACAGCUUCAGUUUCCUCUUCAGAAAGGAAGAUCAGGGCAACUGUGAGAAUCACACCGAGAAGAUGGGAACGGAGAGUCGCGGCACUAAUUAAGCCAUUUUUAAAUAGAAAUCUGCAUUGUAUUUACUUAACUCGGUAGAUGCUGCUGUUGUUUACAUUUAUUGACAGGGAUAAUUUAGGUUGAUAAAAGACCCAGGGGCCCGGGCCUCAGUCCGCGGUUUUGAGUUGAACAGUCAUCCGACAUCAGAGAGAGUGAGUCGGUGUGAACAGCAGAGCCCUGCUGCAAAUCAUGGGCGAUAGUAGAGAUUCUCAUAGUCCAGACAGCUCAUCCGUUUCGUCGCCACCAUCAGGUCAGCGUUCGCCCUCGUUGGCCCCUUCAGCCGCCUCCAUGACUUCCCUGCCACCCAUCACUUCGGCCAUGAACAGUCCCAUCAGCAGCAUGGGCUCACCUUUCUCAGUCAUCAGCUCCUCUCUGGGUUCUCCUUGCCUUCCUGGAACUCCCUCGGUAGGCUACGGCCCCAUCAGCAGCCCACAGAUUAACAUGUUUCGCAGAAACACAGAGAUCAACUCCACCGUGUCCAUGUCAGGUCUGCACGCCGUCAGCAGCUCUGAUGAUGUCAAACCGCCCUUCGGUUUGAAGCCGAUGUCCGCCCACAGCCCAGGGCCCAUGCUCUCUCAGAAACGCUUGUGUGCCAUCUGUGGAGAUCGCUCCUCUGGCAAGCACUACGGCGUGUACAGCUGCGAGGGCUGCAAGGGCUUUUUCAAGCGCACUGUGAGGAAGGACCUGAGCUACACAUGCAGAGACAAUAAGGACUGUCUGGUGGACAAACGCCAGAGGAACCGCUGCCAGUACUGCCGCUACCAGAAGUGCCUGGCCAUGGGGAUGAAGAGAGAGGUGGUCCAAGAUGAACGACAACGAUCUGUUCAGGAGGAGCGUCAGAGGAACAAGGAGCGGGAGGGAGAGGUGGAGUCCACCUCCGCAGCGAACGAAGAGAUGCCCGUGGAGAAGAUUAUGGAAGCAGAGAUGGCCGUGGAGCAGAAGACUGAGCUGCAUGCAGAUGGCAGCUCAGGGGGAAGCUCUCCAAAUGACCCAGUCACAAAUAUCUGCCAGGCGGCUGAUAAACAGCUGUUCACUUUGGUGGAGUGGGCAAAACGGAUCCCUCACUUCAGUGAGCUGUCUCUGGAUGACCAGGUCAUCCUGCUGCGUGCUGGCUGGAAUGAGCUACUGAUCGCGUCAUUCUCCCAUCGCUCCAUCACGGUGAAGGAUGGCAUUCUGCUGGCCACCGGCCUCCACGUGCACAGGAACAGUGCUCACAGCGCUGGGGUGGGAGCCAUCUUUGACAGGGAGAGUGCGCACAAUGCAGAGGUUGGGGCCAUAUUCGACAGGGUGCUGACGGAGCUGGUGAGCAAGAUGAGGGACAUGCAGAUGGAUAAAACCGAGUUGGGCUGCCUGAGAGCCAUCAUCCUCUUCAACCCAGAUGCAAAGGGAUUGUCAAGCCCAAGUGAAGUGGAAUUACUGAGAGAGAAGGUCUAUGCAUCGCUGGAGGCUUAUUGUAAACACAGAUAUCCUGACCAGCAGGGCAGGUUUGCCAAACUCCUCCUCCGACUGCCAGCGCUGCGCUCCAUUGGCUUAAAAUGCCUGGAGCACCUGUUCUUCUUCAAGCUGAUUGGAGACACCCCAAUCGACACCUUCUUAAUGGAAAUGCUUGAAGCACCGCAUCAGCUCACCUAACCUGGACCAGUCUCGAUCCAGUUCAAUCCGGUUUGCACCAGGGUAUCGCAGUCCCCCCGGACUCUGGGGCUUUACUGUGUCUCACUUCCCAUUAACACCUUCCCCACAAUUCUCUCCUACGCGUUCUCCCUACCGCACCUUCAAACCAGUACAGCCCUGAAAAAAGACUCGAAGCUGUCUGAAAAAAAAUGUAACGUUUUACACAGUAUGAGCUGUCCAGAGAGAUCUUAUUUUUCAAAUUCCCUGGAGAUUCUAAAUCAUAAGCUUCUGCUUCCAGUUUUAGAACUCUCGUAUUGAUUCUAGAGAUCUCUGAGUGUCGUUUUGGUUUGUAUGUUACUCUGAAUGCACGAACUGUACUUUUUUUUUUUUUGUUUGUCACUGCAGUUAGACGGCCCGUCAGCUGAAUUUACAGUGCAUGUGUGACCGGGGCGAGAGUCCGCCGAGCCCUUUGGCUGGUACGAAUCAAGUCGCAGCAGACCUGCCCGUUCGUUUUUGACUGUGGAAUACUGCUAACGUGCUAUCUUUGGGAUUUUUACUUUGAAAUCCUACUUUGUACUGUACUCAUGAAAUGAGUCCGAUUUAUAAAUGGCAUUGGAAAUUCUCGGCCUGCUGCAUCUGGCCCUUAUGAAGUGCAGGCUGGAGUUUUACAUUUGUGAAUAAAUGUAUGCAGGUUUUGUUGGACAUGAAUUUUUGAUCAUGUUCCAAGGAGGGCCUAAAGGCACAGAUUAAAUCUCGCAGGAGAAUCCUGCUUUAUUUGGCGGCAAUAGGAGGGUUGACCUUGUUUUUUUUUCUUGAUUUGUGUUGUUUUUAAAAUAGGCUGGUAUUGGUUUUGGUACCUUCUAGAGGACCUUAUACCUUUGCCAUUUCUUAAUUCCCCCAAGAUCCAUUUCGUCACCAAUUCCUCAAAUGGGAACCAAAUCCACACCAUGCCCCCCAAAAGACAAAUAAUUUAUAGUGUGUAUGUGUGCUGUGAAGUAUGUCCAACCACUCUUGUCCUUUCCAUGUGAAUGAUGUUGAAGGCCUUUUUCUUUUGUGUUCAUGAAAUCAGCUUGUCAUUAGGCUCUUUUGGAAUUAACUGGUACUAACUUUGGCAUAGUAAAAAACAACGGUGAUUCUGGUCUGUUUAAAGGCUGGAAUGCACUACACAAUUUUUAAGUCGAUUUUUAUCCCAAUUAACCGUCUGGAAGAGUUGAUGCUAGUUGCCCAAAGUUGGAGCCAGUCAGCAGAUUUUGGACAUUCAGGGAUUGAUUGAUUUCAGAGAAAAUCGCAUUUUGGGUGCAGACUCCAAUUUCGUUGAGCUCCAGACUAUGAUUCCAUCCAGUCAGAGAAUAUCAAACACAUUUGAUAUUUUAAGCCGAUUUUAGAAAGCAUUUUGUUUUCAUUUAACGUGUCUAGUUACAAUUAUUUUUUUUUUUUUUUAAAUGUAUGAUGCCCAGUUUAUUAAGUAUAAGAUGCCUAGUGUUUCUGUUCAGAUUUAGUGUAUUCCAUCCUUCACGGGUUGUAUUAGAAUCGCCUUCUACAUUCCAUCCGUACAGGUUGCUUCCCUCAUAGCAACUCACUAAAUCUUGCAAGAAUGUAUUGUCGAACACAUCCGUCUUAUUCAACAGAGACUUAGGGUCAUGUAAGAAUUCUGCGUUCAAUCUGAAAGGUUGACGUGUCAAAACCAGCAUCCAUCACAAUCUAUGCAUUUAUGUGAGAGCGAUAGUAUAGUCUUGGAGAAAGACUGAACAUGCCAUCAGGGAAAGAAUCCAGCAAAUGCACCAGUAUUAAUGGUGUGUACCAUUUUCUCUACUAAAACCUGUUGGUCUUUGUGGCUCAAACCAAGUCAUUUUAGGCAGAGACUUGAGAUCAAAUACUUGACAGUAUUUGAAGUUUUUCUAUAAAAGAAUAGCUAGAGAUUGCAAAUGGUCCCACAUGUUUUGGUGCUAAUAAUGAUAAAGGCUAGACAUAAAUGUUAACACCAAAAUAUAGACGCACAGCAGUGGUCAAAAUAUGCAAUUUCUCCAAUAAGCUUGAAUUUGAUAUGCCGCCAACUUGUUUAAAUACACCAUCUUCUGCAUAACGAUUAUCCACCUACUUGCAGAUUCCUAUUACUGUGUUUUAUACAUCCACGAGGUGCUUAAAUUUCCAGUUUUGAUCUGAAAUCUGAAUUAGCAUCGGAAACAGUGGUUCACAAGGACUGAUGGAUUGUAUUGUGAUUCGUAAUACAUUAGCCAUGGACAUGCGACUGAAUCCAGACUUCCAAUGAUAGCUUUGGAUCUUCUAGUUCAACUUCCCCAUGUGUUUGUUUUGUUAAGGCCAGUGAUAGGAAGAAUCCUGUUUCGAAUUUUUUCAAUGUGAUCAACAACUGACCUCUGGUCCUUAAAUUUGGCUUCCCAGUAGUUUAGAGUUUUCUGUAUUUUCUUGCAUGUUUUGUCUACCCAGUUUCCAUUUAUUCAGGAAUUGAAGCUAAUUGGGUUGGUGUUGAUGGUCUGCUUUAUAUCUGAACAGUGGGAAGGCUUAUUUGAUUGUGCACUGUAUGCUUGUGUUUCACAUGGGUUGUCAGUCAGCCUAUGGGGGGUAGGUGUGUGUGUGUGUGUGUGUGUGUGUGUGUGUGUGUGUGUGUGUGAGAGAGAGAGAGCGCGCGCGCAGCAAUGCAGAAUAAGUCCUGUGUGAAAGAUGCAUACAAGAGUCGUUCCUUGAAAUGGAGUGCAAUGGCCCCCGUCUCCUAUUACUUGAUUGCAGUUUGCCAUAAUCGACUUUUGCUUGAAUGCAUAUUAAUCCAGACAUACGCUGUGAGCUUUGUGUGUUCGUGUGGCCGACCCUCCCUGUCUUUUGGGGUCCACUUUUAUUUUCUCUCCCCGAAAAUGACUUUUUUCAUGAUUUCAUCUUUUAACGGCUCUCUAGGGAUGCAAAGCAUUCAUAAAAAUAAAAAAAAAAGAAUAAUAUAAGGCUUGCACAGGUUUUGUACCAUUUGUCUUGUAACCCCUGAAUUACCCAUGAUGCACCUGAACUGAUUGAGCACUGCCAAACAGGUGUGAGGGGAGUGUUUUCCUGGGUGUUCCUGACUAACCCCUACUGGUUGACUGUGUACUGUGAUGAUCACUAAACAGAGCCCCUGUUGCAACUAUUUAUACAGAGCUGAGUCAGCGAUCCGGAGGGUUCUGUUAGUGCGUUUUUUCUAAGGCCUCGUUGCUGCAAUUUUCGUCAGCCCUCCUGUAUGUGUGUCUGAAGCCGAGCGGUGCUCUGAAAUAUGCACAGUGCAAACUUGAAUUGAUCUCUGCCUGAGAAUGAAGAGGUUAUGCACGUUACCGUCUGAGAGCUGAUUCGCUUUAUCUGCGUUUGUGGUUUAUCACUGAAUGUUUGCUUGUGUAAAGAGAGAGAGAUGCGUAAGAUAUGAGUGAAGGUCAAGUGGGUUCAUACUGGUGAAUUGCACAAAACCUGUCAAGAAUGUGUCUGGGUCAUGCUUCACCACAAAAUCAAAACAAGGAAAUGUAUAGUCCAUUUUUAGGACCUUUUUAAUGCCCAUUUUCAUUUUUCAUCACUAAAUUGUGAAUUAUGAUGAUUUAAAUCAAACUCAUUGGCCUACAAUAGUGAAAAUCACUAUUUAGAAUAAUUGGAAGGAUGCAUUUUUAAUUACAUUUUAAU
Sinocyclocheilus rhinocerous is the source of this 5378-nucleotide messenger RNA. RefSeq names its product retinoic acid receptor RXR-beta-A-like. Bases 309 to 1751 code for a protein of 480 amino acids. Lineage: Eukaryota; Metazoa; Chordata; Actinopteri; Cypriniformes; Cyprinidae. Gene Ontology annotation, biological process: regulation of DNA-templated transcription. The record is from RefSeq and is a predicted model, not a curated record. The transcript has 14 exons. Gene Ontology annotation, molecular function: zinc ion binding; sequence-specific DNA binding; nuclear steroid receptor activity. Gene Ontology annotation, cellular component: nucleus.